Messenger RNA from Opisthorchis viverrini, 300 nucleotides. RefSeq lists its product as hypothetical. The transcript has 2 exons. Bases 1 to 300 code for a protein of 99 amino acids. The record is from RefSeq and is a predicted model, not a curated record. NCBI's taxonomy places the organism in Eukaryota, Metazoa, Platyhelminthes, Trematoda, Opisthorchiida, Opisthorchiidae.
AUGUCGCAUGGUCGGUUGAGAACCGAUCAAGGAAAUCGUGCGGGUGGAGACAGGAAGAGCGAACGUGACGACGGCGAAUUGAUUAUCAGGAGGGCUCAAAUCGCACAAGGUAUAGUCAGACAAAAUAAAAAUCUUUCGCCUGUAACACUCUUUCGAUGCCUAACUGCCAUGCAACCCGAAGAAAGCGCGAGGGCUGGGAUACUGUCAGGUUUUUCAAGCCUGGCCAAAGGAAUUCGAGAGACAGAGGUCGGGUUCGAACCACGGACCUUCCGGUCAGUAAAUUCGCGAUUUAACCCCUGA